Molecule: messenger RNA, 1742 nt
Organism: Seriola aureovittata
Lineage: Eukaryota; Metazoa; Chordata; Actinopteri; Carangiformes; Carangidae
Gene: macrod1
Product: mono-ADP ribosylhydrolase 1
Exons: 11
Coding region: 149-1234 (361 amino acids)
Biological process (GO): DNA damage response; peptidyl-glutamate ADP-deribosylation; purine nucleoside metabolic process
Cellular component (GO): nucleoplasm
Molecular function (GO): ADP-ribosylglutamate-[protein] hydrolase activity
Source: RefSeq, a predicted model, not a curated record
AAAACGAAAAUGGUACAGAGGCGCUCGCUGUCAGACGUCCAUCAUAUCAAGUGAGGUGUGCUCCUACCGAAAACGAAAUCUAACAAGUGUAGCCGACAUUAAUCUCUGGAAAGCUUCAGUAACACGAACCGUUAGCCCCUCCGGUGUAAUGGCAUUACAAAUGUCAGCUCUAUUUUCAUAUGUUAGAGCCCUCCCCCGCACCACCGGCCCUCUGUCCCGUGUUUGUGCUGACUUCCAGAGAGCCAGUGUCAAGUUCAAACACAUUGUAGUUCCUGGAAGCCCCCGGCCGAUAGAGAAGCCAGCAACAAGUCUUCUCCGCGGCCAUAUUAAUGCUACCCGCCGAGGCGAGAAGUUUUCAACAACAAUAGCACUUCGGGAGUACAGUCAGGUGAACGGUUCCUCCUCAUCCCGAGAGAGGAGAGGCUGGCUGGGCAAGAUCGCCCUCGGUGCAGCCCUUGGAGUGAGUACAGUCGCGCUUGUCCAGUCUCUCCACACCGGGACCCUGGCCGCCAUGGCCCGCAAAGUUGACCUGAACUCCGCUAAGGGAGACUGGAAGGAGACCAAGGACUUCUUGCUGUCUCUGUCAGUGAAAGACAGGCGUCAGUACUACAGGACAUCUGAGUUUGUUUCACUCGACAACAUCCCAGUGUGGACUCCCACUGCAGGUGGUUCUGAGCCAAACCAAUAUCAGAGGAAUGAAAAGUUGGACCAGAAGAUUUCUGUCUACACCGGCGACAUCACCAAGCUGGAGAUUGAUGCCAUUGUUAAUGCAGCCAACAACACUCUGCUCGGCGGAGGUGGAGUGGACGGAGCGAUCCACAACGCUGCAGGUCCACAGCUAAAAAAGGAGUGUGCUUCCCUCAACGGAUGUGAGACUGGAGAGGCCAAGAUCACCUGCGGCUACGGCCUGCCAGCAAAGUAUGUGAUCCACACUGUGGGGCCGAUAGCAAAAGGAGGAGUUGGAGAGGAGCAGAGGAAAGCUCUGAGGUCGUGCUACAAGAACAGCCUGAAAGCAGCCACUGAAAAUGCUGCACGUUCUGUGGCUUUCCCUUGCAUCUCCACUGGAAUCUACGGAUAUCCACCCGAACAGGCUGUGCAUGAGGCGUUAGCAACAGUGAGGGAGUAUCUGGAAGCACAUCAUGACAAGCUGGACAGAGUCAUCUUCUGUGUGUUCUUGCCGACGGAUAAGGAACUGUAUCUGCAGAACCUCCCGCUCUACUUCCCUGCUGCCUGACCAAUGACACCAGCUCAUUGUUCAGCUCCCACAGAAGCUGCUGUCAAGAGUAAACUCUGAGAGAGUGGAUCUGUCAGAUUUUGCUGCUGUGGAUACACACCGCUACGCUCAAUAUCCAGAUUCCUCCUCCCUGCUGUUGAUGCAGAGCAAGACCUUCCUCAGCCGGAGGAUAACUCCUAAAUGGAUGAUAGCUUUUUUUUGAAGUGCUCGCUGGCCUUCUGCAGAUUUUAAUUCGUUUCUGUUUUUCCCACUAAUGGUUGAAGUGAAGAGGUGUCAAGAUGAAAGUGUGAAAUGAUGUUGAUAAUCCUCUUGAAAAAUGGACUGUGUGCACCCUUAGCUGCACUCCAACUUGACCUUUAUUGUCUGUGAUCAGUGGUAGCUUUGCAUCAAGCUCACAACCUCCUGUGAGUUAUGUGUCCCAUGUGCUUUAUGAGAAUAUUGGGAGUUCACUCUGUGUGCAUGUGUGUGAGACAAUGACAAAAAGCUUAUUAAAACGAAUCACACAGGC